AUGAGUGUGUUGGGCAAGAUCUUGUACUACUUGAGAACCGUGUUGGCCGUACUGGUGCUUUCAGGCUGCGGUCUUUAUGGUGUAGUGGCCUCUAUCUUUUGCACGUUAAUCGGUAAGCAGCAUUUGGCGCAGUGGACGACUGCCCGUUCCUUUUACUAUGCCAUGAAACUGGUGCUCGGCCUUGACGUUAAGGUCACAGGCGAGGAGAAUCUGCUUAAGAAGCCUUAUAUCAUGAUUUCCAACCAUCAAUCCACUUUAGAUAUCUUUAUGUUGGGUAGGAUCUUCCCACCUGGUUGUACGGUUACUGCCAAGAAGUCGAUGAAAUACCUCCCAUUUUUGGGUUGGUUCAUGACUUUGAGUGGUACUUAUUUCUUAGACAGGUCCUGUAGGCAGCAAGCCGUGGAGACUUUGAAUAGAGGGUUGGAAAACGUUAAGAAAAACAAACGUGCCCUAUGGGUUUUCCCUGAAGGUACCAGAUCUUAUACAACUGAUUUGACAAUGUUGCCCUUUAAGAAGGGUGCCUUCCAUUUGGCGCAACAGGGACAUAUCCCCAUUGUCCCAGUGGUUGUUUCUAACACCAGUACUUUGACUAAUCCUAAAUAUGGGGUCUUCAACAGAGGUUGUAUGAUCGUUAAAAUCUUGGAACCCGUUUCUACUGAGAAUUUGACCAAGGAUAAAGUCGGCGAGUUUUCCGAACAGAUUAGAACCCGUAUGCUUGAUACAUUGAAGGAAAUCGGUUACUCUCCAGCUAUCAACGAUACCACCUUACCGCCAGAGGCUCUCAAGUAUGCUACUCUUCAACAAGAAAAAAGAAAGGCUGCUAUAAAGAAUGGGUCCGUGCCUUCUGAUGACAUGAACGAAGACGUUAGUGUCCAUCACGAAGGGUCUUCCAUGAAGAAGAUGCAUUGA
Messenger RNA from Saccharomyces eubayanus, 909 nucleotides. RefSeq names its product 1-acylglycerol-3-phosphate O-acyltransferase SLC1 (gene SLC1). Gene Ontology annotation, molecular function: 1-acylglycerol-3-phosphate O-acyltransferase activity. NCBI's taxonomy places the organism in Eukaryota, Fungi, Ascomycota, Saccharomycetes, Saccharomycetales, Saccharomycetaceae. Gene Ontology annotation, cellular component: membrane; endoplasmic reticulum. The coding region runs from base 1 to 909 and encodes 302 amino acids. The record is from RefSeq and is a predicted model, not a curated record. The transcript has a single exon. Gene Ontology annotation, biological process: phosphatidic acid biosynthetic process.